AUGGGUUUUGUCUGGCAAAGCGAGGUAGAGCAACAUCCGUUCAAAUUGCAGUUAGUUACCGAAGCAGAAGAUGCAAGGAACCUACUCCAAGCACUCAGGUCAGGUAUGAUGAUGUUGAGCACUGGCCUCAAUGGACGGAAAACCGUGAAAGAUGCAAGAACCAAGGUUGUAAGGGAAAAAGUCGAGUUUUAUGUCUAA
Molecule: messenger RNA, 198 nt
Organism: Acanthoscelides obtectus
Lineage: Eukaryota; Metazoa; Arthropoda; Insecta; Coleoptera; Chrysomelidae
Source: the annotation of a GenBank genome assembly